CGGGCCCAGUGCUCUUUUGUAUUCCGAUCCGCCGUUUGAUUCGUAAUGUAAAGCAAAGAAAAGAGCUAGCGUUCACCUGUUGCGCCGGUGCCGCCGGCUUGUCGGCUGCAUAACAGAAUCGGAGGUUCCAUCUCCGAUUAAAGAAACCACACCUCCCAAACUUCCUCCUCCUCGUCCGAGCCUUGGGCGACGACUCGUGACUCGAUGCCGCCGCCGCCGCCGCCGAUGAGUAGUGUUGAUCAUCAUUAUCUAAUAUUUCUACCGCCGCCGUGGGCAGAAGUCCCACCGUAGAAUCCGAAUAGGCAUAUAUUUUCCCCUUUGUGAUAUUGACCUUCUUCCUCCUUUUCCACCAAAAACAUGUCCCCAUGGUAACUUUCAUCACUGCAGAGAUAAUAAUAAUAUGAUCCCCCCCUUUCUCUUCUCUCUCCCACACAAAACAACGUAACUAUAUAUAUAUAUAUAUAUAUAUAUAACAGAUUGGUACAAGUAAUUUCUGGCCGCCGAAUGCAGAGUCGGGGCGGCGGGUAUCAACAAAUUAGAGAGGUCAAGAGUAGAAGGGACCGGGGGCUUGUUUUUUUCCGGCCGGUGCUGCGGAUCAGAGGAGGCAGGCACCACGGUCUUUGGUCUUGAGGGAGGCUAGCAACGAAAUUCUCUAUUUUAUCUCUGAACACUGAAUCUUUACCUGUCAGGAAGAAUCUGGUGGUGCGUGAACGCCGGAUGUGGAAAAAGAUAAAAAAAAAAGAGUGGCCGGCCGGCCGGCCGGCGCGUAGUUUGUAUCGACCGGACAAAGCAAAGGAGGUAAUGAGGUAUGGUAUAUUGGUGCGUUGUGGAGGGUCCUCUCUUUCCUUUUUGCUGUCUCUUCUUUCCCAUUUUCGUUAUUUUCAAUUUUGAGAGAUUUUGGUGCAAUCGUGCAUAAAUCGUAAUAUACUCAUCUGUGCAUAUACUCAGAUGACGCCUGAAAUUUUUGAGAGGGGUCAAAUCUAAAAGAUGAGAUUCAAAGGUCAUACGAUUUUUUAAAUAGUUAUUAAAAUUAUACGGUGUUUUAAACAAUGGAAAUAAGAAAAAGCCGCCAUAGAGGAAGUUACAGGAUUCACAAAAAAUGCGGGGGAGUUUUUUUAUUGAGGUAGUUUUCGCCGCAUAGUGGAAUUUAAAAAAAAAGGGUAGUGAUUGGUUGAAGGAGCUGCUGACGUGAAGGCAUGUGGAUACGAUAAAUUUGAAAUAGUGAAACCUUUAAUUGAAAAAUAUAUUCUUUAAACACUCGGGCGUUGACACGAACAUAUAAAUGAUCAAAUGUCCCGACCAACGCCGGUAAACGUUCGCGUGCCCAUCUAGUCACCGUAGCAUCCACUAUAAAAAAGACAGUCAGUUAUGACCAGACGUUUGGCGUUGGAAAAGACCUUUUUUAGUUGGAAAUGACUAGUUACGACGAUAUACAGUCGUUGGUCGUCAUGGAAAAAAGUCCCAUUGCAAAAAGUGAAAAUUCGUUAGGGCGUCAUACAAAAAUUGUUUGUGACAAAUAUUUGGCUGUCGGUACAAAAAGUACUCAUUACCCGUACGGGACGGACAACGGGUACCCAUACUACCCAUAAAUACCCAAAGUUUAAAUCACUAAAAUUUUGGUAAAAGUUUAAACUUAAAUGGAGGCGCAGCAGAGUGAGAAGAAUGAGUCAGAUUGGGUGGGACUGGGGCAGCAACGAGGUCUCCCCUUUUUCCAGGCCUCCCGGCGGUGGUUACAAGCUGUGCGCCUGGCGCCGCGGUGACGGCUACUCUGUUCUGUCGGCUGUCAACUGCACCGCGAUGAGAGGGAGAGGCGGAGAGCUAAGAGGUGAGAGGAUUGAGGAGGCCGAGGACGAGCGGCGAGCGGCUGUCAACCCUAGUCAACUUGUCAAGGCCGAAGACAUAUGUUCUGUUGACAAGGGAAAGGGCCAUCCCGAAAUGGUCAAGGCCUGCCGAAAUGGCGAAAUGGGUUCUGAUUUGGGCUGGGCUGAAAAUGAAUAUUAAUUCUGCCUUUGUAUUGAAUGGGUUUAACGGGUACCCAUAUUACCCAAAUGGGUAUUUGCGGGUAACCCGCGGGUACUGGUAAUAGGAAUUGGUAGCUUACGAGUUUACCACUACGAGAAAAGUGACUUUUGGCAACACUUGCACUGCAACACUUUUUAGAAGUGUUACAUAAAAUAAAAAUAUGCAACACUUUCGUCACGUGUUGCUUAAUGUGUAUCUUAUGCAACACAAAGUAGUCAUAAUUAAGUUUUUGUUGCAUAUGUCUAAUAAUAUGCAUCACUUGUGCAAUAAAAUAAAAUAUGUUGUCAAUUCUUUACGUUUUAAGCAACACUUAAUUAGAAAAUUUUAAGAAUUAUACAUUAUUAACUGUACUUGUAUACUAUAUGAUUUAGCAUUUGAAUUUAAAACUAAAUAGAGCUUCACUAUGAUUAUAAAAAGAAGAAAUUUCCAGUAUGAAUAUUAAAAUGAAUUCGUAUACCAUUGGUUCCACCAAGCAACCUCAUCAUCGUCGAAUCGAUCUCUAUUAAGGAAAAACACAAUUAUUUCUCUGACAAUUCAUAUCGUAACUAAUGUAUUACGAUACACAUUUGUCGUGAAUGUUGUAUCGCAGGUGACAAAACCUCAUAACAAAAACGUCUUUUUGUUACAAAGACAUUGUAACCGGAGCAUAACCGAUGUGACAGGAAAAGUUUGCAGCCUAUGUUGUCGACACUGCAACGAUAGCUUUGUCACAAAAUCUAAUAGUGUGACACAAUUCUGUCACAAAAACAUAAUUUUAUGACGAAAUUUAUAUCACAAAGUUAUAAUUUGAUUACUUAAGUAUUCCCCAAUUAGAUCUAACAAUAGUUGGUUUUAUUACUUAAGUGAUUCUAACGUUUUUAGUGAAUAAAAUAUUACGACUUAAUAGUUUUUACAUUAUUAUACGUUGAUAAAAGGUAAGUAAAACAAAUGAUGUUAUUAGUUAAACAAAUAGAAAAAUGGUGUUAAUAAGCUUAGCUGUACACGGAAGUUAUAAUUGAAGAAUAUUAAUAGUUAUCUACAAAAUAGUGAAAAUUUUGAAAUCAUGUCAGCGGGAGGAUUUUUGAACGAUAUAUAAGUUAUUCUUAGACUAAUAUAUUUACAAAGGGAAAGCUGUUUAAUAGCUAAUCCCUGAUUUUUCUCUUAAAGAUCUUCCCAAUGCUUUCAACGAGGUAAAACCCUUCAAAUUCAGGUCUUCUCCACUCCGUCUAUGCCCAACUUCUCCUCUGCUCUCACGAUUCCCAAUUUCGAGCGCUGCUACGAAGUCUUGAUCCAGAAAUUACUAGUCUCUUUUAACGCUUCCGGUAAGCCGGCACGACAUCCUCUUUAUCUUCUCCCUUAUAAGCCGCUGCUUCUCCGGCGAAUUUGCGUUCUAUUAAUUUAUUUUUUAUUGAAUAUUUUUUUACGAGAACAUAAAUCUCCAGUUUCAUGUUAACUAAUCAUCAUUUUCUUUCAAUUCUCUAUUUUGGGGCUUUCCCAUAACUAUGCUUACAGGUUUGAAGUACUUCUAGUAAGUUAUCCAUCUCAAGAAACAAUCCAAGGAGUCAAGAGCAGAAGGAGUUGUGGGUAGGGUUUCAUUGCAAGGUUCUUGUGAAUUUAGUUGAGUAAGCAAAGGCGGCAUGGAAAUCAACAAUUGACAAUUCUCUCCAAGUAGAGCUUAAGCAAGCGACGAAGAGAAUGGUUGCUUUUAGAAAGAUAUCCGCGAGGUUUCCAAUUGAUCUGAAGAGAAUCUAGAUAGUUUUUUUUUACUAUUUAGUUCAUAUUGUUAGAUAGAUUGAAUAUUCGUCAAGAUAUGUAUCUUUUAUUUUCAUAAAUAUACCACACUCAGAGAA
Messenger RNA from Linum trigynum, 3851 nucleotides. NCBI's taxonomy places the organism in Eukaryota, Viridiplantae, Streptophyta, Magnoliopsida, Malpighiales, Linaceae. The record is from the annotation of a GenBank genome assembly.